Messenger RNA from Carassius auratus (goldfish), 2490 nucleotides. RefSeq names its product scavenger receptor cysteine-rich type 1 protein M130-like. The transcript is spliced from 11 exons. The coding region runs from base 1 to 2490 and encodes 829 amino acids. The record is from RefSeq and is a predicted model, not a curated record. Lineage: Eukaryota; Metazoa; Chordata; Actinopteri; Cypriniformes; Cyprinidae. Gene Ontology annotation, cellular component: membrane.
AUGGGAUGUGGAGAAGCUGUAGAGGCUCUGGGUGAUGCUCGUUUUGGACAAGGAUCAGGACCAAUCUGGAUGAGUUAUGUGGACUGUAGUGGAUCAGAAUCAACACUGAAGGACUGUAGAUCAUUAGGAUGGGGUGUUCAUGGCUGUAGUCAUGGUGAAUAUGCUGGAGUCAAAUGCUCAGAUUACACUGAUCUCAGACUGGUCAAUGGUCCUGACAUCUGUUCUGGAAGAGUGGAGCUUCAGUUCCUCAGUAAAUGGGGCACAGACUGUGCAGGGAGGCUGGAGGUUUUUCACAGCGGCUCAUGGGGGACAGUGUGUGAUGACUCCUGGGAUAUUAAAGAUGCUCAUGUGGUGUGCAGACAGCUGCAGUGUGGAGUGGCCCUCAGUAACCAGCCGGUACCAGCCUGGUUUGGUCCAGGUUCUGGACACAUAUGGCUGGAUGAGGUGGAGUGUGAGGGGAAUGAGACGUCCCUGUGGAGCUGCUCUUCUCCAGGUUGGGGAAAACAUGACUGCAUACACAAGAAGGAUGUUGGAGUCAUUUGCUCAGAGUUUAAAGAGAUCAGGUUAACUGAGGGCUGUGAAGGGAAUGUAGAGGUUUUCUACAAUGGAUCCUGGGGUAAUGUGUGCUGGAACCAGAUGGACAGAGACACAGCGAGUCUGAUCUGUCAAGAGCUGAACUGUGGAAGAUCUGGCAGUGAACCCAGUUUUUCAGAGGGACUGAAGCCUCGUAACUGGCUUGAUAAUCUUAAAUGUCGACGACAUGACUCCACUUUAUGGCAGUGUCCUUCUUCACCCUGGGGAAAGAAUGACUGUGAUAAUGAUGAAGUGGCCAAAAUCACCUGCUCAAACAGUGUGAAUGUGAGGCUGGUGAAUGGUGACAGUCGCUGUGCUGGACGAGUGGAGGUUCUUCAUGAUGGUCAGUGGGGAACAGUGUGUCAUUAUUACUGGGAUCUGACUGAUGCUGCAGUGGUGUGUAGAGAGAUGAGCUGUGGAGAGGCUUUACAAGCACCAAGAUUUUCUUACUUUGGACCUGGAUCAGGAAAAAUCUGGAUGAAUGAAGUGCAGUGUAAAGGAUCAGAGUCUGCACUGAAGGACUGUGAAUCAAGUAGACGGGGCUGUAACGGACAUGAUUAUGAUGCUGGAGUCAGAUGUUCAGGUCACAAUGAUCUCAGACUGGUCAAUGGUCCUGACAUAUGUUCUGGUCGAGUUGAACGUCAGUUCCUCAAUGAAUGGGGCACAGUUCUGCUGGACUCCUGGAGUCUCUCUGAAUCCUCUGUGGUCUGCAGACAGCUGGGCUGUGGCUCUGUGCUGAACUUCUACAGCUCCUCUUCAUCCAGUCCUGAACACAGUCAUGAGUGUGUGACGGGCUUCCAGUGCUCUGGGAGUGAAGCUCAUCUGGGGAACUGCAGAUCUCCACGAACUCUCAACUGCCGCUCCACACAACAGCUGUCAAUCACCUGCAUCGGUCGGGGGUCCAUCAGGCUGGUGGGUUCUGGGGGAGACUGUGCAGGGAGGCUGGAGGUUUUUCACAGCGGCUCAUGGGGGACAGUGUGUGAUGACUCCUGGGAUAUUAAAGAUGCUCAUGUGGUGUGCAGACAGUUGCAGUGUGGAGUGGCCCUCAGUAACCAGCAGGUACCAGCCUGGUUUGGUCCUGGUUCUGGACACAUAUGGCUGGAUGAGGUGGAGUGUGAGGGGAAUGAGACGUCUCUGUGGAGCUGCUCUUCUCCAGGCUGGGGAAAACAUGACUGUCAACACAAUAAGUAUGUAGGAGUCGUGUGCUCAGAGUUCAAAGAGAUCAGGUUAACUGAGGGCUGUGAAGGGAAUCUGGAGGUUUUCUACAAUGGAUCCUGGGGUAAUGUGUGUUACAACCAGAUGGACAGAGACACAGCGAGUCUGAUCUGUCAAGAGCUGAACUGUGGAAAAUCUGGCAGUGAACCCAGUUAUUCAGAGGGACUGAAGCCUCGUAACUGGCUUGAUAAUCUUAAAUGUCGACGACAUGACUCCACUUUAUGGCAGUGUCCAUCUUCACCCUGGGGAAAGAAUGACUGUGAUAAUGAAGUGGCCAAAAUCACCUGCUCAGAGGAUCAGAUUAGUGAGUCACCUCAGAGUUUUCUGACAUGUUCUACCUCACCAUCUCCAUACAAGAGACAGUGUUCAAAUCAUGUUCCUCUCAGACUGAGUGGAGGGGACGGCCGGUGCUCUGGGAGGCUGGAGGUGUAUCAUAACGCUGUGUGGGGCUCAGUCUGUGAUGAUCAGUGGGACAUCAGCGAUGCUCAGGUGGUCUGCAGGCAGCUGGGUUGUGGAGCACCACUGAGUGCUGAUGGGAAUUCAACAUUUGGUGCUGGUAAAGGUGUUGUGUGGCUGAAUAGAGUCGAGUGCAGAGGGAAUGAGAUUCACCUGUGGGACUGUCCUCUCUCCCUGAUAAACAACACUGACUGCUCCCGCAAAGAGCACGCUGGACUCACUUGUGCAGGUCACAACAAACACUGA